Molecule: messenger RNA, 3727 nt
Organism: Gossypium arboreum
Lineage: Eukaryota; Viridiplantae; Streptophyta; Magnoliopsida; Malvales; Malvaceae
Exons: 12
Coding region: 1663-3456 (597 amino acids)
Source: RefSeq, a predicted model, not a curated record
AGUCAUAACUCAUAAGACAAAAUAAUAUAUACAUAUUUAACAUUGCAUGUUUUGGAAGUUGUUCUAAGAUUCUUUGUACUUUUGUUUUUACUCUGUUUUGAAAUCUCUCUUACCAAGUCUUUAGUUAGCUCAACCGUAUCUUUGUCAAUCAUUUAUAUCCACCCCCACUUUCGAUAGAUUUGAAUUUCAAGCUAAUACCGAGAGAAUUUAAGUACCCCCAGUUGACCACCAAGUCCAUUUUUUUUCUUCCUCUUAGAAACAAAGCUGAAGAAGAAGAAGAAGCUGAGAAGAAGUUUCAAGUUGGAUUUGGGUGUAAUUUUUGUUUUUUUUGUUCAAGUGUCUAGCAAGCUUGGAUUUUUCAAGUUUUUUUUUUUGUCAAAGGUCUCUUCUUUUUGUUUUUACUGGAAAUGGACUUUUCUGAUGUUAAUCUUUAGGAUUAAAGACAUCUUCUACUUUUUUUAUGACAAAAAUUUCAUUCUUCCCCUUCCCUUUCUUUAUUUGAAAUUAUGAAAUUGGGUUCUUGUUUUUUUCUUUUAUCUGCUUUUUUUAGUUUUUUGUGAGGUUUAGAAAGAUGCAUGUAAGGAAAGGGCACUCAUUAUGGGUAAUGGGUCAGCCUAUGAGUUGUAUCAGUAUGGAAAAAGAAAAACCAAGUCCUUGGAGCACGAAAGGGGACCAUUAAGAUCUGUCCUUUGGAUUGUUCUUGUUUUACCUUUUAAUUUUACAUUGACUCAAUUUGUUUCAUCAUUUAAUUGUGGUUUUGAAUCUUUUUUACUUAGUGGAAACUGAAAAAACCCUUGAAUUGCUUUUUCCUUUUUCCGAUUUACUGUUUGCCCCACUACUUUUGAAAUCUCAGUUUUGGUUUCACUUUUUCUUUUCCAUCCAUCAAUCCACAUUUUCAUUAGACUUUUCAUCCCUUUCAAUGGGUAUGAAAAGGGCAGAAAAGCAACCAACUUCUCUGCUUUUAAAUAAACUUUGAUUAACUCUUCAAGGGGUUGUCAAGUUUUCCCUUUGCUUGUUUUUUUUUUAGGGUCACAAUGGAAGCUGCUUUUGUGUUCCAUAAUUAGCAGUGGGAGAUAACCCCACUUCUUUUUGUUUCUUAUAAUUGCAUAUUCUUUACAUCUAGUCGUUUUCCUUUUCCUUUUUUUUUUUGUGUGUUAAUUAUAUCCUCAUAAUAUUCUCAGCUUUUGCUUUAGCUCUGAUUUUCAUGAAGUGGGAAAGCAAUUCAUUAACUCUGAAAUGGUUUCAAAGAUAUUUUUUUUUUCUACAAAAUUUCCUUUUUGAAAUAAUUUCUACUUCAAUAUCUGUUGGUUGUAUGUGAUUUAAAUCAAAGGUGCCAGGGUGAGUUUAUUUUGAUUUGUAUGGUUGUGUUGAAAAUGACUGGUAGCUGUGCAUUCAUUGACUUCCUUUGUCCUCACCUGCAUAUUCACAAGCCAUAUAGUACUCUGUCCAGAACAACUCAUUCUUACAAAAGAUCAUUGAUGACCAAAUCUAUCUUAAGUUUCCCAAAUUUAAAAUUCUAGAAAAAAUAAAAUAGUCUUUUGAUGUUUGAAUUGCAGAAUUUAUGAUGCUUGUUUGCAUAUGGGGUUGAUAUAGAAGCCAAACUAUUUUGGAAAUUCCAGGGUCCUCUCUAUUUGGAAGAAAGCUAAAUCCCAUGAAUACAAGAUGUUUGACUCUUCGCUUGUUCAAUCUGCUUUAAGCCAAAAUGAAGGUCAGCUAGAUGUUGUUAGUGAACUUCAAGACAAUAACUCAUCGAUAGAGGAAACAAGUUAUAAUGAAGAGACUGGAAGUGUUGAAUCAUGUUCUAAAAGCAGCGAUUUUUAUCCUUACAGGUUUCAACUUGAGCAGGAUGUACAUAGAUUGCAACAAAAGCUGCAAGAAGAGAUAGACUUGCAUUCUGUUUUGGAAAGUGCUAUAGAGAAAAAUGCUUCAGAAUUGUCGAGUCCUUCAUGCCUUCCACACCAUGCUCAGGAGCUUCUGUCCCAUAUUGCUGUAUUGGAAGGUACCAUCUCAAAACUUGAACAGGAGAUGAUCUCUUUGCAUUUUCAACUUAGUCAAGAGAGAAAUGAACGGAGGCUUGCUGAAUAUCGAUUGAGGCAUUCAGUUUCUCCAUCGAUGUCACCAUCAUCAAGGUGUUUGCAGCACUCAGAUUCUGUAUUACAUCAUUCCUCAGAUGAUAACUCAUGUCAAGAGCGUACUGACCACCCCUCAGAAUCUACUGGUGAUUCAUCGUCUUUGGAUUUGGUAAGAGAGAAGAAUGCAAUGGACAUGAUUUUGCAUCAUGACGGGAAGAAAAUAUCUGCAAAGACAGAUGGAAAAUCUCUUCAACCUUUAAGAUUUGAGGAGAUUUCACGAGGGAUAACGCCUAAAGGCCUUUGGGAUCACCCUAACCGGCUAUCAGAAGAGAUGGUGAGAUGCAUGAGAAAUAUAUUUAUAUCUCUUGCAGAUUCAGCUGUACCUUCCAAAUCAUCUGUGUCUAAUAGCCACAGCUCAACUCUAUCACCUCGGGGACAUCUAUCAAAUUCAUCGUGGUGGACAUCAUCAGAACGUUCGAUGAUUCCUUCUUGGGUGCAGAGCCCUCAAGUUGAUAUCCAAAGCAACUCUGAAGUUUUGGCUUCAGAGAAUUCCUUUGAUCCAUACAGAGUACGUGGGAAAUUAAGCUGGGCUGAAAUUGGAAAUUAUGGAUUAUCAACUGAAGUAUCUUGGAUGUCAGUUGGGAAGCAGCAGUUGGAAUAUGCAUCUGGGGCCUUAAGGAAGUUCAGAACACUUGUGGAGCAACUGGCUAAAGUGAAUCCUAUACACUUGAGUUGCAACGAGAAGCUUGCCUUUUGGAUCAACUUGUAUAACGCCCUAAUCAUGCAUGCUUACUUAGCAUAUGGGGUUCCAAGAAGUGACUUGAAGCUCUUCUCCUUGAUGCAAAAGGCAGCAUAUACAGUUGGAGGCUACUCCUUCAGCGCAGCUGCAAUCGAAUAUGUAAUUUUGAAGAUGAAACCACCAUUGCAUAGACCACAAAUUGCUUUGCUUCUUGCCCUUCACAAACUGAAGGUGUCAGAUGAGCAACGCAAGUCUGCAAUCGAUACAUACGAACCACUUGUAACUUUUGCACUCAGUUCUGGGAUGUACUCAUCACCUGCGGUGAGAAUUUACACUGCUAAGAAUGUUAGGGAAGAGCUUGAAGAAGCACAACGCGAUUUUAUACGAGCUUCGGUUGGGGUUAGCAGCAAAGGGAAGCUAUUAGUUCCGAAGUUACUGCACUGCUUCGCUAAGGGCUUUGUGGAUGAUUCCAAUUUGGCAGUAUGGAUAUCUCAUUACCUGCCACCAAAUCAAGCUGCCUUUGUGGAGCAAUGCAUAUCACAAAGGAGGCAAAGCCUUCUUGGAUCUCGAAAUUGCGGCAUUCUUCCCUUCGAUUCACGCUUCCGUUACUUAUUCUUGCCAGAUAAAAAUAUUUCAAUCCAAUGAUAAUAUGUCGAUAAUAGGCUUUACAUCUUCUCCUUGCUUGUUGAGUUGAAUCACACAGAGAGUAAGGUACAAAAAUUAGUGAAUGGUAACAUAUAAUUCCUUGAGAAAGACCAGGGUGAUUAGCAGUUUUGGUGUGUCCCCAUGCAUCAAGAGUGACAAUACUUAUUUUGUGUGGUGUACAUUUUCUACAUGCAUGGCUGAUGCACCUGCUUUAGCUGUUGUAUUUUCUUUAUCCAACAAGGUUAGAAUAAAUACUUCGCCUAUAAUCAAA